ACCUACGCACUUCCUUAGCAGCGAGCUAGCUGCUAGCCGGCUAGCCUGCCCCGCUGCGUGCCGUGCCCGCAUGAAUAGUUUCCAGAUAUGAUGAGCGGCAGGACGAGCGCGAUCAUCGCCGGGGUGUGCGGGGCCCUCGUCAUCGCAUACUGUAUUUAUUUCGACAGAAAGCGACGGAGCGACCCUCGCUUCAAGGAAAAGUUACGCGAACGUAGAAGAAAGCAAAAGUCUUCCAGUGUAAAGUCUGGACUUGCAAAGCUGCCUGACUUGAAGGACGCGGAAGCUGUUCAGAAAUUCUUUCUGGAAGAAAUCCAGCUGGGAGAGGAGCUCCUGUCACAAGGUGAAUUUGAGAAAGGUGUGGACCACCUGACCAACGCGAUUGCAGUAUGCGGUCAGCCCCAGCAGCUGCUACAGGUGCUACAGCAGACGCUGCCGCCUCCAGUCUUCCAAAUGCUGCUCACCAAACUGCCCAGCAUCAGCCAGCGAAUCAUCAGCUCUCAGUCUCUAACAGAAGAUGACGUCGAAUGAAUGUGCAUGAACGCUCCUACUGCUCCAUGAAGGGAUUUCAGACACUGAUAUUUGUGCACUGUUUGGUACGUGUGACUGCAGGUGUGUGUGAGAGUUUGAUCUUUGGAUAUCAGACAAUAACACCCCCCCUCCUCCUCCUGUUAUCAUAGCACUUUGCCAAGAUUUCUGGGAAAUGUUAAACACAUUCCAUCUUUCGUACCUUCUUCCCACCAGAUCUCAUGUUUUCUAGCCUUCUGUUUAUUUCCCUCAGAAGUAAUUAUGUCUUUUUUGGGGGGGUUGCUGAAAUUCAUGUAAAAAAUCAAAAAUUAAAAGUAUGUAGACCAUUUGUUACAUAUUACUGCGCAGUUGAUAUACAUGUGAAAGAGUGUCUGCGCUGAACAGAACACUUGUUUGUCGAAUAUUAUGAUGUUUUCUGAGAUUAUUCUUUCAAUGUUAUUUUUAUAUUCCAGUCUUUCUUAUCUGGACUUUUGUGAGUGUGUGUGUGUGUGUGUUUUAAAAUCCUACAAUAAAAUAUAAAAACACA
Molecule: messenger RNA, 1051 nt
Organism: Lates calcarifer (barramundi perch)
Lineage: Eukaryota; Metazoa; Chordata; Actinopteri; Centropomidae
Gene: tomm20a
Product: translocase of outer mitochondrial membrane 20
Exons: 5
Coding region: 88-528 (146 amino acids)
Biological process (GO): protein targeting; protein import into mitochondrial matrix; tRNA import into mitochondrion
Cellular component (GO): mitochondrial outer membrane; mitochondrial outer membrane translocase complex
Molecular function (GO): transmembrane protein transporter activity
Source: RefSeq, a predicted model, not a curated record